AUGAUAGGAGCUAACAUGAUUCCGCUGCCGGCGCAGUUCACCUCCCGGUCGGCCUCUAGUGACCCCACAUCGCCUUCCGGUUUUACAGGGCCACCCUCCUUCAGAGACUCAAUAUACAGCCUUCUCACACGUUCCCCGACCGUGUGCCAGACAGAACAAGCAAUCCCCAAACUAAGUCGUCGCGACUCGAUCUUGAAAAAGCUGGCAGGCCCACGGGAAAACGCGAAGCGCUUUCUUCGCCUUCGGUCGUCUGGAGUCCAGGCGCCUACUCUACGUCCUACCCCGCGCCGCGGUGUGCGACCAGUUUCGGAGAUUAUCUUGUCUCCGUCAGCCCCAUCGAUCGAUUUAGAUUCCGAGAUGCGUUCGGACACUUCCUCCGCCACUGAGGUGAUGCCGAGGUCAUUGGAGGAUCCUGCCACGCCCGAGUUGACCACCCCGUUCGCCCCGUUGCACAACGAGAAGAUUGUCGCCACCGGCAGUGGUAUCUCCGUGGGAAUCGCCCUCACCGAACCGGUUUUAUAUCUGCAAGGCUACGACCAGCAUGACCCGAGCAGUAAAAAGUCCGCGAUCUUGCGUGGUCAGAUCCAUUUGAAGGUCACCAAAACCAUCAAGAUCAAGAAGAUCUCUGUAUGCUUCCGCGGCCAUGCCCAAACUGACUGGCCUGAUGGCAUUCCCCCCAAGAAGAUCCAUUUCCAUGAUAAGAAGGAUCUCUUCACACAUGGUGUGGUUUAUUUCAACCAUGGCGUUACAGCGCUCAUGCAGAAUGAGUACGGCGCGCAUUACUACCAGCACGCCAAACCUAUAUCCGCUGUGCCCGGGAAGGAGGGAGUGACAAUGACAACACGGGAACUGUUCUCCAACCGCAACUCUGCCACUUCACUCGCUGCGCCCACACCUCGAGACACCAAGCGCCUAUCCCUGCAGUACAACCGUGGCCACUCACGCAGUUUCAGCAAGAAUGAGCCCCCGACCACCCAGAACCAACCCCAGCGCAACUACCGCAUGUUCCCCGUGGGCGACUACCUCUACAGCUUCGAGUUCCCAAUUGAUGGCUCGCUACCAGAAUCCAUCAAAACCGACCUCGGAUCCGUGAAGUAUGAUCUCGAGGCAAUGGUGGAACGAUCAGGUGCGUUCCGGCCCAACCUGCUUGGAACCAUGGAAAUCCCAGUGAUUCGCACUCCUGCCGAGGGCUCCCUGGAACAGGUCGAGCCGAUUGCGAUCUCGCGGAAUUGGGAAGAUCAGCUUCACUACGACAUCGUGAUCUCGGGAAAGUCAUUCCCCUUGGGCUCUCAGAUCCCAAUUGCGUUCAAGUUGACGCCUCUGGCAAAAGUGGAAUGUCACCGGAUCAAGGUUUAUGUGACGGAGAAUGUGCAGCAUUGGACAGCCGACAAGAGCGUUCAUCGGCUGCAGCCUGCGAAGAAGGUGCUGCUGUUUGAAAAACGGGCGGACUCGUCCAGCGUUAGCACGUAUCCCGGCAGCUCCAUGCGUGUUACCGCAGGAGGAGGUAUCGACUGGGACCAGCGCGCUGCGGCCGCUUCAGGACAGGAGAUCGUGGAUCGUAAUCGGACAAAUCUACUGGGAAACUUGUCCAACGACUCCGGUGUCGGUCCUACCGAGAUGGAGUUCAAUGUGCAGCUCCCGAGCUGUCACGAGAUGAAAGGCCGCGAUGAAGCCCAGCGCCUGAACUUUGAUACCACAUACGAAAACAUCCAGAUUAACCACUGGAUCAAGAUCGUUCUCCGCCUGUCUAAGGUUGACGAAAGAGACCCUACAAAACGGAGACACUUCGAAAUCUCCAUCGACUCACCCUUCCACAUUCUCUCCUGCAAGGCCACCCAGGCCAACAUCUAUCUCCCAGCCUACACCCGACCCGCCGAAGAGCCUGUGCCUCCCGCCCAGGAAUUCGAAUGUGGCUGUCCAGGAGCACCCCUCGCCCCCCGCGAGCCCGUCAUAAGUCCGGCCGGCUCGGACCGCGAAGACAGCAAUCCCAACCUUGCCAACGUCUCGCGCCGCAGCUCAACGGGUCAUACUUUCUCGCGCAGCUUCACCAACAGCUCGGGCGGUCUGGCUCGGCCCCCACAGGCACACUUCGCAACGCCAAACGAUCGCACCACACCCACACAUGCUGCACCUGCAGUUGCACCCGUACCGCCCCGUCCCAUGCACCUUCUCCGCGCCCCGUCAUACGCCCCGCCCGCCUUUGAGGAUGUGCCUCCCGCACCGCCUCUCAUGACCCCACCCCCAGAAUACGCGACGAUCGUUGGCGACGAUCGCGAAGCUGUUCUCGAGGACUAUUUCUCCAGACUUUCGUUCUACGAAGAAAACGAUGACGAUGACCGUGGUCGGGGCCGCGUUGAUGUUCCUCUCACGCCUGGCGGUCGUGUCAAUCGCAGCAUGGACGUACCCCGCGAGUGGGUGCGUAUCGAAGACUACUUCCAAUGA
Molecule: messenger RNA, 2442 nt
Organism: Penicillium brevicompactum
Lineage: Eukaryota; Fungi; Ascomycota; Eurotiomycetes; Eurotiales; Aspergillaceae
Product: arrestin family protein
Exons: 3
Coding region: 1-2442 (813 amino acids)
Biological process (GO): ubiquitin-dependent endocytosis
Cellular component (GO): cytoplasm; cytosol
Molecular function (GO): ubiquitin protein ligase binding; protein-macromolecule adaptor activity
Source: RefSeq, a predicted model, not a curated record